Molecule: messenger RNA, 2084 nt
Organism: Notothenia coriiceps (black rockcod)
Lineage: Eukaryota; Metazoa; Chordata; Actinopteri; Perciformes; Nototheniidae
Gene: fam221a
Product: family with sequence similarity 221 member A
Exons: 6
Coding region: 38-685 (215 amino acids)
Source: RefSeq, a predicted model, not a curated record
UGUGCCAGACUUAAAUCCAAAGCUAUCAUUUUUGACAAUGGAGAGAAUUUCAGUCGAUGAAUCAGGUUUACAAGCAGUGGAAGACUACUGUGAAUACAGGAGGAUUGUAGGUGACGAUGAUGGAGGGAGACUGUUCACUCCAGAGGAGUACGAGGAGUACAAGAGGAAAGUGCUCCCUCAACGGCUGAAAAACAGGCUGUAUGUGAGCUUUGGGGUUCCAGGAGGUAUCGACUGCAAACAAAUUGGUCCUGAGACUCAGUGCUUCUGCACACAUAGGUACAAGCAACAUAUGACUGACUUUGAGGUGGUUCCCUCUGAGCGACCCCUGGCCCUGCCAUGCCAGGUCAGAGGAUGUCGUUGUUCUGCUUACCAGUAUGUUCCUCAGAUUGGGCCAAAUCCUGUCCGCUGCAGGUGUAAACACUUUCCUCAGGAUCACAGUGAAGCUUCUGACCAUUUCUUCUGCAAGAAAUGUAGUUCCUGUUCUGGGUUCAAGUACAGCUCAUACACCUGUGGGUGUGGCCAGCCUAGUCCUGCCCAUCAGACCCUAGUUGAGACAAAACUAGAGAGGGAGGCUCGUGGUCAGCCAAUAGGCAAGGAUGUCCCUUAUGCUGCCAUGGGGGGGCUAACGGGGUUCAGCUCCUUGUUGGAUGGUUACCUCGCUUUGGAAGCCAGUGGCUCAGAUUGAGAAAGAGAAGAUGGCUGCCAGCAGAGCUGCGCUGCCUCAAGGAUGAAAAAAACGUCUACAGAAGCAUCCGGCUCUAUUGACUGUAAGAGAGAGACCAACAAACAUUGAAAUGCAACUCUCCUCAAAGUCCAUUUGUGAAACCGUCAUUAAACACUGGACAAUAUUAAUCUUAACAAAUAAAUCAUACACAUCUUCUGAUCUGUAAUAUUACGUUUUUUUCUAAAUCUUAAGGACAUUUUGUUUGUUUGAACUAUUUUCUUUUGCAGUGAAGUGUCUGUCUUUGUCGGUGUCGUGACACUGGGGCAUAAAACCACCAUGAGUAACAGUCGUGAUUAAAUCCCAUCUCAGAACUGAAUAAUCAACUGACAACAUAUUGAUCCCAUGUGUGUGGAGCUUCACUGGUUCACAUUCAGACGCGUGACACAGUUAUCCAUGAACAUGUUUUAGACAAUACAGUUUGACAGAGCCUAAAUACUUUCAGAUACAAGGUGAAAUAAUGGUGGAUUUAUCACAUGUGGAUGUAAAGCUUCAUGUGGAGAUCUUAUCUGUGUAAUGUUUAUAAAUGUUGGCUUCCUUGUAAGCUGCAGAAAUACCAUGCUUAAACUCACAUGUGUAUCUGUGAGAUUAACAGUAAGCAUAUGAUAUUAAGGAUUAAAAAUAACAUUUGAAUGUAAAAAAAAGCUGCUGUAGUAUUCCUCAGCUUGCCUGUCAAGUUGCAGUUUACAGUACAUCCAACAUGUAAUCACUAUAAUCUAUUAGACAUUUGUGUGAAAUGUUCAUAUUUUGUAUAUGAAUUCUUACGUUUUGGCCAAAUCAGUUUCUGUGGGGUCAAAGUUACCUUGAUCAUUGUUCACCAAAUUUUAAACAGUUAAUCCUUGAGUCAUUAGACAGAUGUAAGGUCACAGUGAACCACCUGAAUUAGUAGUCGCGUAAGAAUUAAAAAAAUGUACUUUUGUUGAAAGUUUCUAGUUUGGUUAGCCUUCUGUAAAGCAUGUGAUUAUCCUGAUUGUACGUUAAAUAUCAAUCAUUGAUACAUGGUUGACCAAAACGCUUUAAAGCUACAAGUCUUCAUCAUGGUAUUAGCUUCCCUGAUUGCUAACCAAAACAUACAGAUGUUUCCAGUUAACCUGCCUGAUUGGACCUCUUUCCAGGACUGUGGGCUUGACUGCAAUUGAUUGAGAUCUUACAGAAUCUUAUUUUUGCACCUGUAAGUGCAGGGUUAAUUAAACCUUUAUCAUUGUUAUUACUGUGUAGAUUGGUGACCUCAUAUAUUAGCUCCAUUUACCUUCAACCAUAGCAGAGGUCUAAUCAGCCAAAAAUAACAACAAAGAUAAAACAUCUGUGUUUUUGUAAAUCUUCUUUUAAACCUUUUAAUUUUCAGGCUUAAUUAAUUAAAUUA